UGCAUUACCUCAGCACCAGAGAAAGCGCCGUUUGCUUUUCCUCGCUGCAAGAGCCACAAUGAUCCUGCUGUAUCUCCUCACCGUGCAAGUUUUGCAGUUAGCCGAGGCUGUUGAAUUCUCUGCUGGCUCUUGUGCCUUUGAAGACAGCACUUGCGGCUAUGAAUCAGACCUCACAUCCAUGCCAUGGGUUUUGAACGAGGAAGGUCAUUACAUUUCUGUGGACACCUCACAGGGAACACAUGGCGACACGGCUGCAUUGCUUAGUCCUGAACUCUAUACAGAAGAGUGGAGCUGUAUUAGACUUAUAUAUCAGAUUGCAGCAUCUUCAGAGUUGCCAAUAGAUCCUACUACCUUAAAUCUGUACCUUAGGGUAGAAGGUGAAAGCUUUGAUCAGUUGCUUUGGACAACAACAGAACGCUCAGAGAGCUGGCUUAUAGCCAGUCUAGAUAUAAGAAACAGUACAAACAAAUACAAGAUUAUACUAGAAGGUGUAUUGGGAAGAGAUAUUUUUGCCAGCAUAGCAAUUUUUGAAAUUAGAAUAACUACUGGCUACUGUAUAGAAUGUAAUUUUGAGGAAAAUCAUCUGUGUGGUUUUAUGAACCGCUGGAACCCCAACGUGAACUGGUUUGUUGGUGGAGGAAACAUGGGAAAUUCGCAAUCCAUCCUUCCAAGAGAUCACACUCUUAACAGUGAAUUUGGUCACUACAUGUAUGUGGACUCCCUCUAUGUGAAGCAUUUCCAAGAAGUGGCUCAGCUAGUCUCACCUAGAACAACAACCCCUCUAUCCGGCUGUUUGUCCUUCUAUUACCAAGUACAGCAGGAAAGUGGCAUUGUUUUCACCAUCUACAUGAGAGAUUUUAAUGGCUUUUAUGAAGAGCUUUGGAAAGCAGAUAGUCCCAUGAGUAAUGACUGGGUUUUAGGAGAAGCUGAAUUCAGUGCACCAUACCCAAUGGAGGUUAUUUUUGAAGUUGCUUUCAACAGUGCCAGAGGGGGAUAUAUUGCUGUUGAUGACAUUUCUUUCUCUCCAGUUUUCUGCAGCAAUCAGACAGAAAAUUCCUUCAGUCCCACACUGGCAAGUUGCAAUUUUGAAGAGGAUUUUUGCAAUUUUUAUCAGGAUCACAAGGAUGGCCCUGGCUGGAGCAGGGUAAAAGUAAAGCCUAAUGCAUACAGACCAGGAGACCAUACUACUGGCAUGGGUUACUACUUGCUGGCAAACACAAAGUUUACAUCGCAGCCUGGGUACAUUGGCCGUUUAUACAGCCUCACUCUGCCAGGAAAUUUACAGUAUUGUCUGCGGUUUUAUUAUGCCUUAUAUGGCUUUUUUGAAAUGCGUGAUACCCUGGCUGUUUACAUCUUUGAAGAGAACCAUGUGGUUCAAGAAAAAAUCUGGUCUGUCUUGGAUACUCCCAGAGGUGUCUGGACUCAAGCUGAAAUCACCUUCAAAAAGCCUAUGCCUUGCAAGGUGGUGUUUGUGAGCUGGUGUAGAAGCUUUUGGGAUUGUGGACUAGUGGCAUUAGACGAUGUAUCAGUGAGUUUAGGAAGCUGUCAUGCUGCUGAUAUAUUGCCUGCUUUUCCUGGAGAAUGUACUUUUGAACAAAAUGAGUGUGCAUUUACUCAGCAAAAGAGAAACCGGAGUGGCUGGCAUAGGCGAAGAGGUCAGACUCCUACAUCUUACACUGGACCGAAAGGAGACCACACUACUGGGGUAGGAUAUUAUAUGUAUAUAGAGGCAUCUCACAUGAUCUAUGGACAGAAAGCACGGCUUAUUUCAAGGUUACUACGACGGACCUUCGGACAUCAGUGUCUUAUAUUUUUUUAUCACAUGUACGGAGCUGGGACUGGGCUAUUAAAUAUUUAUGUGAAGGAGAAUGGAGCUAAGGAUGAAACCCUUAUCUGGAGAAGGCGAGGUGAACAAAGCGUCACAUGGUUACGAGGCCUAAUAGAAUAUACAUGUGAUAAAUCUCAUCAGAUUAUAGUUGAAGCAAUUCGUGGAGUAUCAAUAAGAAGUGACAUUGCUAUAGAUGACAUUUUGUUUCAGCCAGGACCUUGUAAAGAAAUGGGAGAAACCACCUUACAAUCUUCUGGAUUUUCUGCUGAUUUUAAUGAAAUUGAAUACUGAGCUCUGCAGAAGCACCACCUUGCUUAGGUACAGGAGAAACUGCACAGCUUCCCCCCAUCCAAAGUAAUAAGUACUGGACUAUUUUCUUAAGGCAUGGGAAGAAUUCAACAAAGACUGAACUUUGAUGACCUUAGUAAUAGAGUUACUGACUCAGGGCUUCCCUCACUUUAUUUUUGUUGUAUUUUAUUUUGCAUGUGACAUCAGUUAAUCUAAAGGGCUAUUCAUUUUGCACAGUGUGCAGUAAUAGACAUUAAUGCUUUUUAAAAAAUAAAUAUUUUUAAGCACAUAAUUACAAAAAGUAAAAUGGACACAAUCUGUCAUUGUGUUAACUAAAUCUGCAUUCAGUGAAUGUUUUGUCUUGGGCAAAUAAUGGAUUUAGUUUAAGAAUUUUAAAAUAAUUAAGAAAAUAUUAUUGAAGACUAGUAAUAUUCUGUAGACUGAAACCGUUUCAGCUGUUGUUCAGGAAAACCAAUCUCUUCAGGAAUCCCUUGGUUGUAAUGCAUUAAAUGUCCCAUAUAAAUGAUUAUUUUUUGCUAUUGCUUGUCAGCAAUUAUUGAAAUGAGUAUAUUCAUCAUCCCAGCAACUAACAGAUGAACCUCUAUAAGUGUUCUGUAAAAAGUGUAAUUAUGAUACAUCAGCACUGACCAGCAUACAUUGUAGGAAGCUCAGUUUGGAAUGCAGUUUUUUUUUAAAAAAAUAUAUCAGUGGACUUGCACAGAAUGGUCUUUAUAUCAUACUUUAUCACAAAUGAUUUGCAUUCCUGUCAGAUAUAGAUGCCACACAUUUGAUUGUUGAAUAUUUUAUAAAUAUGUAUGGAUUGUAUUUUGUAUAUGUAUGUGUGUGCACAUGUAUACAUCCUUUUCUAACAUUUUGAACCAUCUAAUAAAAUGUAAUUUUAAGUAACUUCUCCAGAUCCAAUUAAAGGUUACCAGAAAUGCCUUUCAUCAGCUUUGAUUAGUGUACCAAUAGCUUCCUUCCUCAGGAGAAGGUGAUCAUGCCAGCAUCAUCCAUGUAGUAAUGACGUGCAGAUCAAACUACUUCAGGCUUCCUUUGAAAAGCAUUUGGAAAAAACAGAUGAUCCAGAAUGUGGCGGACAGUAUAGAAACUUGCAUUUUUGGAAAUGAACACUUCUGCUUUAAAAACUUCACCAGCUCCUAGCUAGCUUGCAGGUGCAGUUAAAACUCUUGGUGCUGAUCUUUAAAGGCUCAAAAGAUUUGGAAACAGUAUACCUGAAAGACUUCUUCUUCCAACAAGGCUAUCCAUGUUCCAAGAUUAUCAUUGGAGGCUCUCCUCAGAGUACUCUGCUGUCAGAAGUGAGGCAAGUGGCGAACAGGGACGGGGCCUUUUCUGUGGUGGCACCUAAGUUUUAGAAUAUCCUCACCACAAAAGCCUGCCUGGCCCUUUUCCUCCUUUUUUUUAGGUGGCAAGUAAAGAUAAAUUGGUUUAGAAGUGUCUUUUAAAGAGAAGGAUGAUAAAUGGCUGCAGGAAACUCUUUGCUGUUUGGAAUUCUGUAUUUUUAAUGGAUACUUUAUUGUUUGCAGUUUUGAUGACUUCAUUUUUAUUUCUUGGAAUGGUUUUUAUUAGCUGCCUUGAGUACUUCUGAAUGAAAACAUGGGUUUUUUUAAAAAUAAAAUA
This is a messenger RNA of Elgaria multicarinata webbii, 3754 nucleotides long. RefSeq names its product MAM domain containing 2 (gene MAMDC2). Bases 59 to 2119 code for a protein of 686 amino acids. The transcript is spliced from 14 exons. Gene Ontology annotation, cellular component: membrane. Lineage: Eukaryota; Metazoa; Chordata; Lepidosauria; Squamata; Anguidae. The record is from RefSeq and is a predicted model, not a curated record.